AGGCGCAGGCGCGGCGCAUCGCGGGGCCCCGAUGGCAGCUGCACAGCGCGGCCGCCCGGCGGAGCGCGGCGCGGCUCGGCGCCCCCGGCGCGGGAUGCGCCGAGGAGGAGGAGGAGGAGGAAAAGGCGGCUGCGGCAUCUCCGGGAGCCGGAGGGACGGGGCCGCCACGCUCGGCUGAGCUGCGAGUCCCCGCUGCCCCGAAGGAUGUCCGCCCAGUCCAAGGGGACCGCAUCCUCCUCCUCGUCGCCGUCCGAGGGGCCGCCGGCAGCCUCCAAAGCCAAGGUGAAGGAGCAGAUCAAGAUCAUCGUGGAGGAUUUGGAAUUAGUCCUGGGGGACCUGAAAGACGUGGCCAAGGAACUUAAGGAGGUGGUUGACCAGAUUGACACACUGACUUCUGACUUGCAGCUGGAAGAUGAGAUGACAGACAGUUCCAAAACAGACACGCUCAACAGCAGCUCCAGCAGCACAACAGCUUCCAGCUUGGAGAAAGUCAAGGUGCGGGGCAGUGCACCGCUCAUCAAGCCCCCUGCGCACCCCUCUGCUAUCCUCACUGUGCUGCGGAAGCCAAAUCCACCCCUGCCACCACCACGACUGACGCCUGUCAAGUGUGAUGAGCCUCCAAGGCUGCCUCUUACAGCCAACCCUGUCAAGACUAAUGGUACCCUACUGCGAAAUGGGGGCUUGGCAGUUGGGCCCAACCGCAUCCCAAAUGGAGAUGUAUGCUGUAUACCAAACAGUAAUUUGGAAAAAACUGCAAUGCAGCCUCUGAUGCACAGACCUGAGAAAGAACGGUGUCCUCAGUCAGGAGCAAGGGAACGGGUACGAUUUAGUGAAAAAGUACAGUACCAUGGCUAUUGCCCUGACUGCGAUGUUCAGUAUAACAUUAAAAACAGGGAUGUUCACUUGCACAGUGACCCUGCCCGUGUUGUGGGAAAACUGCCACACCAGUGCCCUCCUCUGCCGCCUCCACCACCUCCCCUGCCUCCGUUCCCUCUGGAAAAUGGAGGGUUGGGGAUAAGUCCCAGUAAUAGCUUUCCUCCUCCGAGACCUGCGACUGUGCCUCCACAAACUGCACCAAAACCCCAGAAGACCAUCCUGAGGAAAUCAACCACUACAACAGUGUGAUGUAUGCCACUUGAAACAACUCCUUGUUUUUUUUCCUAUAUAUAAACAUAAAUAGGUAAUGAGCACUUUCUACUUCAGCAAUAAAAAGAACCAAUGUAUUACUCCCUAUGUCCAAUGAAGUGGCAUAAAAAUCACAUGACCCAUGUGAGCAAAAACAUUGUGUUUAACAGUCAUUAAGAUGAACCACAGACAGCACCAGUUGAAGCUGACUUUAAAAACAGAGCCAGUGUACUUUCCUCACACCCACAGCAAAGAGCACCUUCAGCCUUGAAGGAAUAUCUAUAUCUGGAGGCACAUCAGUUAAUUUCCUACAUAUCAGAUUCAUCAUAGUGACUUCUUGCAGACCAGAUUUGAGAAGUAACCAGGAACCUGACCGUCCCUGGAGAAUGGAAAAGCACUUCAAGUCAGAGCACAACUGAUCACAAAUGUAAUCCACAUUGAAUCGUCUUUCUCAGAUCUGACAGCUACAAGCCGAGCCCUGGCAAAAGCCACAGCCUUAAAUUCCAUUUAGUGGGAAAGAAGGAUAAAGAAGACUAUAUGUCUUGCCCCGUUGAGGAAAACGCUCUCUCCAAGCCUGAAACUUGAGUUCUGUGCUGAAUAACCAGAGUAACAAACAAAUGAGAUUUCGCGGGUCCUGCCAGCAUCCAAAAAUAUUUUAUUAUGUAGCCAAAAGGAGAAAAGGAGCACUUAGGUGACAGAAGAAAAUGAAUGCUUUUACUGUAGUGGAGGAUUGUUACCAUCUGUGGGAAAGAAAAUCUCUAUCAUCCCUUGUACAUAUUCAAAGCCAUACAGGAACAGGGCAUCGGUGAUGUUAAAUUGCUUAAAAUGAUGAAGUCUCCUGUCCUACAUCCAACUUUGAAGAAGGUCAGCUGUUAGAGACUGCAUCUCAAUGCACUUCUAGUAUUUGCACUGUCACUUCCAUUCAGGGUAAUGAUGUGCGCCAACAUUUGCACAGAUGGCCCCAGGAGGUUUUUGACUACACCAAACUAUAUUUUGCUGGGGCUCCAAAAGGAAUUAAAAAGUUAGAACUGAAGAAAAACAUUUGUGCUUUCUUUCACUAUGGGGAUCUCUUCACAGAAAGGACUAUGGUUCUUUCUUAGGUUUAAAUAAAUACAUGCAUAUACAUACAUAUAUAUAUAUGUAUAUAUAUGAAAAACCAUCAACAUGAUAAGAUGUGGUGCUGUUAUCCAGAUUAUUUGUCAAGACUGGACCAUGUAGAUACCCCUGCAACAUACUGGUGGAAGGGGUGUCUUGCCAAUGCCCAAACAUGAACCUGAAAAUAGAAACACUUUCUUGAAGAUUUCUCUCCUAUAAGAACUAAAGGGGGAAAAUUUCUCAUGAGGAAAAUACGUAAACAACUUCCAUGGCUUUGUUUGGAGUCUUGAAAACUUGGUUUCAACUGUUUUCCUUGCCUUCUGAGAAAUGUGAUCAGGUAGAAGGGAUUUGUUUAUUUCUUAGGAGACCCCUUCACUGGCACAAGAAACAUCUUUUUGAUAGAAGAAAUUGCACUGAGUUUCCGGCCAAUCAACACUCACUCUCAGGAGACAGGCUUUUAUACUUAACAGUCCUUUGGUUGUGUCUAGUGCAGUAAAUUUUGGCUGCAUUCUUGCAACAUAGUCCUUACUUAUAUUACAGCAGUCUGCUGUCCUGAUGAAAGCGGGUCUACUCAUGAAGACUAUAUGUCAUACAUACCUGCAAUGAGCUAGUUAUUAUAAGCACCUGGCAAUAGAGUGGACUGGCUGUCCAGAGUGUGUGUGUCUCAAAGAACACGUGUAAAUAACUGUUACAUCUCUGCUUACACUAAUUGUACUUCCUUAAUUGAAAAAAAUAACUUUAAGCAGUAGUUGUGAAGACUCAUUACACCACUAAGGAUUCACUGAGUAAAAUCUAAGAGGAAGCAAAAUGACUCCACUCAAAAUGGCUUCGUUGACCUAAAUAUCAUUGAUACUUUGAUGACAGUGGACAAGAAAACAUCUUGCAACUAUCCUGAAUAAUGCAGUUCCUUGAGGAAACAAGGCCUAAGAAGUUGUGUUAUCUGCCUCCAGGUCUCACUUUUUGAACUCUUGGCCACCAUCAUCCAAAUCGGACAUAAGAUUCUGCAUAUCAAUGAAAAAUGGUGAAGAGGAAACAUUCUAAGUCUGAAUCCUGCAAAAGCACAACUGCAGCAGAGAAGGAGAUCAUGGGUUAGAACUCUACAAUGUAAAGGUAUUAUUCUGGCGAAGAUAGAGGACCACAGAAGAAAAAAUCCUUGCAAAGUGGUGAAUCUCAAAUGCCUUCUGCAAAUCAGCUUCCUUUCCCUUAGACACUGCCUGAUCCAAUAUAUUUUGCUAAUCUUACUAUAAUCUGCUUUAAAAAUACCCUUGUCCUCAGACUCCUAUUUUUAAAAAGUCUUUGAACACACUUCAUUAAGAAAACUAUAAGCAACCCAAGCAGGAAUCAAGCAUCUGUAGUCUGUGAGCUCAUCAGUCAGACCACAAGAGGAUCACAACCUACGCUCCCUUGUAAUUCUUCUUCAGACACACGAAGGACAACAGUACAACCAGGAAUAGUCAGCAGGCUCUAUGAGCACCUCAAUGGAGCAGCUCGAUUUUCUUCUGUGAAUAGUUAUGUAGAUGGAAUGACAGUAGUUGUACCAUAACUUUAGUCAGGCUUUUGACACCAUCUUCUGCAGCAUUCUCAUUUGAAAGCUGAGAAGGGAGAGGUUGGAGUAAUAAGCAGUUGGUUGGAUAAAAUGUACCUAGCCCAGAAGGUUCAAAGGGUCAUUAUAGGCUCAGUAAUUACUCAACAGCCUGGCAGCCAGUCUCAAGUGGGAGCACACCGAAUAUCUAUGAUAGAGUACAUAUCACUCAAUACCAUCAAUAAAGAUCUUGGUCAUGAGGCAGAAAACACUCUCAGAAAAUUUAUGGACAAUAUCAUACUAGAGCUAGAGCAGUACUGGACCAGGUAACCCAACGAUUCUGUGGACUCUCUAUUAUUGGAAGUUAUCUCAACAAAAACAUGGUUUAUUUGUUCUGUUGUUGGCUGUUACUCUCCUUCAGAAGGAGAUUGGACUAGAUGACAACCAAAAGCCCCAAGGAGCAAUUUUAUGAUCCUGUGAUUCUAUUACCUGUGUGUACUACUGUUCUGGUUUGAGCUGAAGUAGAAUCAGAUUUCUUAUUUUUAAGCUAAGCCUCAUCGAAGUAACUUCAUUUUCUGAAAGUUAAAUACAUGUUUUUCAGACGUUUCUCUCUAGAAUUGAUAAUAUUGGGCACUAGUAUGCCAUUGCUUAUAGUUAUUCCUAAAGAAACCAAGGCCAUCCUGAAGUUCAUGGAACACUGUAAAGGAGAGGAGCGAAAAAGUGUCAUACAUACAGGGAGAAGCAGACAUGACAGGUGACUCAAAACUGAUCACCGGAGUAUUCUGUCCCAUAUACAACAUAUUUGGUGUAAAACUGAGGGAUGGUGAAGGUCAUGCUCUCUUCUUCGAUGGUCAACAUUCAGUGAAGACCUCAUCUCUCUUUUAGCCUUGAUUCGGAAUCUAUGCAUUCCUGAAUCCAGUUCCUGAGUCCAGAUCUCUCCUGCCACUGAGUCUAAGCCAGGACAUUGUCCUUGUGCUCAGUCUGCAGCAUCUGUGGUGACAUGGUAGUGGUUGACGGGAGGGGCGUUCAAUUUCCUGUAUUGGUACAUAUUUUUUUAUUCUCUUAUUAAUAUUAAUUUCAUUAUUACCAUUAUUGUUUCAUUAAAGUUAUUUUAGUUUUAGUUUCCAGCCCACGAGUCAUUUUCUCCCAUUUCCCUUUUCCCUUUUUCUUUGACUAGGGAGGAGAGGGAGCUGGGACAAAACUGCUCACACUUUGCUGCCAGUCAAGCUGGGCUGGAGCUAAACUGUGACAAAUACAACAUUGAGUUUUCAGUAUUAUGAGUCAAAGGAUCCGAGAAAUGAAGAUAUAGUUUUGUCACUUCUUAUUAUGGAGUAAUAAGUAAAAAACAAGUUUCAUGCCAUAAAUCAUUCAUUCAUUUUAAAACCCUGGUUCUACUGUAUAUUAUUUACUUCAUUAUGAGAUUUAUUUUUGGUCACAUCCUCUAUUAACUAGUUUUUAGAAAUAACAGGCAUAAAAAGCUAUUAGUCAAUUUGGAGACACAGAGACACAUUCUUCACACCACUCCAUUCCUUACUCACAAUAAAUAGCAAUAGGCUGUCUGAUAAGGAGCAGAAUGUGGAGACGGAGUACUGUGGGCUAAAGAAGUAGAGGUUUUCUUUGUCACAUUAAGUAGCAACUUAGGUCUCACAUUAGUUUCAAAGGAGUCCUUACAAAAUGGUAUAUUUCUUAUCACGGGUAAGAUCUGAUCUGGAGGAGUAUUUCCAUUACCUUCCUGAAAAUAAUGAUUCAGAACAGUUUUUUUUCAGAGAGUAAUUUUCAAGAGUAGGAUUGACUCAAAGCCUCAUGCAAUGGAAACAGUUGGUAUAUGGAUUGGUAACCCACUGUAUUAUUUCAAGUAAAACCAAUGAUUAGCAGCAGUCUCAAAACCACUGUCUCUUCUUUUUCAGUUCAGCUCCACUACUGAAUGUAUAGCAAAACCAUCUAUACUUUUAUCCAGCUAUAAAAGAUGCUUUGCAUUGUCCCUUAAGCAUUUACAUAUACGGAGAAGAGAAAAGGAAAGUCUAAAAAGAAAACUUUAAACAGCUUAAACUGAGAUUUGGUAUUCAACCACCAAUAAAGCAGAUCGCAGGAAGGAAAUGAAUAUGCAUUAAACAUAGGGUAUUCUUUGUCCUCAUGGAAAUACUGACUGCUUCAGCAGUGGGUAAUCUAACUAUUAUUCAUAUGUCAUGUACUUACAAAAGAAGAAAUAAAUUGAAAAAGUCAUAAUGAUUUUAGAAAACUAUGUAACUCUGCUUAUUAAGGAGAAGACUUCUAUAGAUAAUUACUGUUUAUCAGAAUAAAUAGAUGCAGGUGUUGACAUAGGCACUAUGAAUUUCACUAUUAUUCCAUAAUUAUGUUUGGAAGCAAACACAAUAUUUUACUAUACUCUUUUAUUUCUUCAUUAAUUUUUUCACAAAACAAGGUCACUAAUUAAUUUUAUGAUCUAUCAUUUCCUACUUCUAUUACUGCCUCCCUAUUAAGAGAGAUCAUUUUAACAGGGUAAGUGUGCUGUCUAGAAUAUAUUAACUGAGCAUUAUGUUGUAUUUCAACCUGAUGGUCCAAAUGGAGGGAAGAUGCCUAUUGUAGAGUCAUAGAACGGUUUGGGUUUGAAGGGACGUUAAGGAUCAUCUAGUUCCACCCAUCCCUGCAAUGGGCAGGGACACCUCCCACCAGACCGGACUGCUCAACUCCCCGGUCAAUCUGUCUCUGAACCCUCCAGGGAUGGGACAGCCACAACUUCCCUGGGCAACCUGUGCCAGUGCCUCACCAUCCUCAUCGUGAAGAAUGUCUUCCUGAAGUCUAAUCUAAAUCUUCUCCCUUCCAAUUUAAAGUCAUUCCCCCUUGCCCUGUCACUACACGCCUUUGUAAAAAGUCCCUUCCUGGCUUUCUUGUAGGCUCCCUUCAGGUACUGGAAGGUUGCUAUAAGGUCUCCCUAGACCCUUCUCUUUUGCAGGCUGAACAGCCUACCCUUUCAGCCUGUCCUCAUAUGGGAGGUGCUUCAACCCUUUGAUCUUAUUUGUAGCCCUCCUUUGGACCAAUUUCAACAGUUCAGUUGCAGAACUGGACACUGAACUCCAGGUGGGGUCUUAUGAGAUUGAAGUAGAGAAGGAGAAAUACCUCCCUCGCCCUGCUGGCCACGUUUCUUUUGAUGCAGCCCAGGAUAUGGCUGGCUUCUGAGCUGCAAGCGCACAUUGUUGACUCAUGUGGAGCUUCUUCUCAAGCAACACCCUCAAGUCCUUCUCCACAGGGUUGCUCUCAAUCAUGUCAUCCCUCAUCCUGUAUUGAAACUGCAGAUUGCCCUGACCCAGGCGUAGGAUCUUGCACUUAGCUUUGUUGAAUCUCAUGAGGUUCACAUAGGCCCACUUCUGCAAUCUGUCCAGGUCCCUCUGGACAACAUCCUGUCCUUGCACGGUGGCACCUGCCCCCUCAGCUUGGUGUCAUCUGCAAAUUUGCUGAAGAGACAAUUGAUCUCGCUGUCUAUAUCAUCAAUGAAUAUAGCACUGGUCCCAGUACAGAUCUCAAAGGGUUAUCACUUAUCAUGGAUCUCCAUCUGGACACCAAGCUGAUGACUGCUAUGCUCUGAAUAUGACCAUCAAACCAAUCUUUAUCUACCAAACAACCCACCCAUCAAAUCCAUAUCUCUCCAAUUUAGAGAGAAGGAUGUCAUGGGGGACUGUGUCUAAGGCUUUACAGAAAUCCAGAUAGAUCACAUCUGUUGGUUUUCCUAUGUCCCCUGAUGUGGUCACCCCAUCAUAGGAAGCUACUAGGUUGGUGAGGCAGGCCUUGUCCUUGGUGGAACCAUGCUGGCUGUCUUGAAUCACCUCCAUGUCCUCUAUGUGCUUUAGCAUAGCUUCUAGUAGGAUCUGUUCCAUGAUCUUCCCAGGCACAGAGGUGAGGCUGAUAGGUUCAUAGUUCCUCGUGUGCCAUCCUUUCUAGCCUUUUUAAAAAUGGGCACAAUGUUUCCCUUCUUUCAGUCACCAGGGAGUUCCACUGACCUCCACGGUUUUUCAGGUAUCCUGGAGAGUGGCUUGGCCACUACAUCAGUGGAUUCCUUCAGAACUCUGGGAUGUAUCUCAUCAGGUCCGAUAGACCUAUGCAUUUUCAGAUUCCUCAGGUGGUCACAAACCUCAUCUUCCCCCGCAGUGAGAGGGGAUAUACCUCCCUGGUCCACAUCUUUUUUUCCAUUGACCCAGGAGGGGCAAGGAGAGAGGUUGUCGGUGAAGACUGAGGCAAAAAUGUUGAGUACCUCGGCCUUCUCCUCACCUGCGGACACACAAGGUCACUAUUUUCAUUCAUCAGUGGGGGCAUGUUUCCUUUAACCUUCCUUUUCUGAUUUAUGUACCCUUAGAAACCCUUCUGGUUAUUCUUUGCUGCCCCUGCCAAGUUCAGCUCCAGCUGUGUUUUGGCCUUUUGAUAGAAUUUUUCUUAACCAUUUUAUUAACAGUUGAUUUUGUCAGGCUUUAAAUUUAAAACCUAUGAGUGAGUAAUAAAACGAGAAGUGACAGAACUGAAAUGUUACUUUCAGACCAGCAAUGUUAUUGACUUACAGCAGUCUCAUUCUCAAAAACCUUAUAACACUGCUAGUACCUAUCCCAAAUCCUCCUCGGGUGGUCUGCCGCUUACCACCUCCUGGGACAAUUCACAGUUAUAGGCUACUUCAACACUUACUGCAGAAUUACUGAAUACUUUAAAAUAAUAAGGUUUGGGAUUUUUAUUUGAUUAAAUUUUUGGGGUUCAUCUAUUUGUUUGGAGGUGUUUGUGGUUUUUUUUUAAUUUGUUUUUCUUUUUCCUUUUUUUUUUUUUUCAUUGUGGAAUGAUCCUGUUUCAAACGGUAGGAAAAAAACCAACUUGUGACGAUUUACUAAGUGCUAUUCUUGCCAUAGUGGACUGUGGUAAGAAUAACAGGGACACCUUCUUCCAAUUUCUAUUACAAGGUAAGUCUGCAUUGCUUCUACUGUUAUGAUUGUAACUAUCACUACUGCUUCUACUGACUUGUUAAUAUUGGAAGUAUUAUCCACUAAGAAGUGAAUAACAAUUCCUAUCUGUCUCCCUCAAAUAGUAUUUUGAUUUGACCAGACUUUGAACUGACAAACCAGGACCUACCUGAAGCCUUUACUUUUCCUACAUUAUUAAAAUAUGUACUAAGCAUAUGCUUUGGGGAAAUGAUAAUUGUAGUUUCAGUGAUUUUUUUUUGUUUUUAAUUUGGGGUAGGCAUUUACGCAAGUAAAUAUGAAUAAUAAAAAUUAGAAACUGUUUUGUUGACUGGUUAUUUUCUGCAGGCAUGCUUAUAAGAUAACUAAAUUUCAGUGGUCACUAUGUAAUCAGAAAAAAAUAUCCAGAGAAUUAAACAAGGUGCAUUCACAAAAUUAAUGAUGUGUUUAUCUCCUUACAGUAAGAAUAUCAAAUUCUCUUGAGCUAUCUGGGAAUUCUGCAUUGGCCACAGUUCACACCAUUAAAUACAUACAUUAUGGGACAUUUAAAAAAUUUCACUUAGCAGUAGUCAAAAGUCUAGAGGAUUUUAUAAUAACUAUAUUUGUCAGGAAAAAAAAGAAGAAGGCAGUAGAUAUGUCAAAGAGUUGAUGGCAUAGCUUGGGUCACACUGAAAAUUUGGUUGUAUAGAACACUGGAAUUCAUUAUGCUUUGAGAACUGGCAUUGUCAUGUGUGCAGGGAGGAAGGGACAUGACAAUAAGAUGAAAGAAAGAAUUAAAUCAAUGUCAUCUUUUAUGUAGAUGUGUGUAUUUAAUGAUGUCUAUGUAUGCAGCUUAUGUGGAGGAAGAUGAUCCAAAAUGCACCAGAUUCAGCUUCCAAAAAUCUUGACAAAAAUGUGUUGCCCAGAUUCAGAUACAACAACUGCAGAACUCUGGAGUUUUGAAGAAAAUGUCUUUCUCUCUUUGUUCCCUGGCACAGCACCUUGGCUGUCAGGGGCUUCUGACAGAACCCCAGCCAGAGGGGGAGGGAGCACCAGACACACACUGCGUGGCACUCUCUAGUUUUUCCUGCAUGGCCAGGAGAAGGACGUUAGGAAGUGGUAUUGCAAGAUCAGCUUUAAGCUAGAAGCCCAUGUAUGCAAACUGAGGGCAAAGACAGCUGCUUACAAGGGAUCAUCCAAGAAAUCUAUUUGUUUAAUUGCUACUGAAAUGUAAAAAGACAAUCAGUGAAUCCCCAGGUGUGGAAGAAGAUCACAUUCUCUGAUUCUGGUGAAGGGACUUCUGGUCUGGCAGUGGAACUUCUUGUGAAGUUAUUGAAGGGCCAGGUCAUAGCAGCACAGAUUGUUAAGUCCUAAUAAAACUGGGUAGUAGAAAGGCAAAUUGUGAAGUCAUCGAAAUGCAGAGACAUUGAAGAGAGAAUUGUGAUGUUAUAAAAGGGCCAGGUGAUAGCAGGACAAAUUGUUAAGUCAUAAUAAGCUUGGGCCACCAUGAAUACAGAGAAGAUGAAAUGUGUGUCUGCCUUUCCUGACCUCGCAGAAUAUCCCCCUGUUGUGGGUUUGCUGUGGACUGAAAAACAGCAGGUGCCAGUUGCUAGCAUGAUGGUGCAUCCGCAGCAAUAUCACACCAACCAAGACUCUCUGGUUCUCAUCCAUGAACCUGAUUCAUCAGUUGGAGAGCCAAGAAAUGUUCAGCAAUAAUUGCUCAUCCUGCAGUACUGUCACUAUGUUGUUCUCAAUUCCUUUGGCAGCUGAAUUUAGGCCACUGUUGCCUUUCACAUGUACAGAUGUCCAAUACACCUGGAAUUGACUGCUCCAGGGGUGGAAGCACAAUCCUACUAAUAGUCACGGAAUAAUCCACUCUGCACUGGAAUAGGGUCAUGCCCCUGAACAUCUGCAAUAGAUGGACUGUAUCAUUAUGUAGGCCAAUGGAGCAGAAGUGUUUAGAAGGCAAAAAGAAUAAUUCAGAUUCUUCUAGAAGCUGGUUUGGCCGCAAGAAGAAACAAAGUCAAAGGACAUGCACAGGAAAUCCAUUUCUUUGGAGAAAAUUGGCAAGAUGGGUGGUGUCACAUCCCCAUGAAUGUGAUAAAUAUGAUGACACCUAUGUCCCCUUGGUUCAUAGUGAUUCCAAUAGAUGUAACUAUUUUUAAUUACAAAUGGAGAGUAGACCCUGGGCUUAAGUAGAUAUUGAAAAUUCAGCUGUUUCUCCACUUUAUGAGGUAUUUUUAGGAAGCAGAUUUCAUUUCACAAAUUAAGCAGAAAGUGUGUGGUAGAUCACAGUAUUAAUUUUAAUCUUUUCCAGUUCCUUUGGUCUGGUAUUUCCAAGGGUCUAAUAGAGUUAGGCUUCCAACUCUCAUUGGCCUUUAAUAGAACAUGGCCACAUUAAAGACAAAUCUGAGGCACAUUCCCUGUAUAAGAAUUGGUUAUUGUCUGAAAUUGUCCAAAGUGAGAGAUACACUCAAAUUAUUCCUUCAAACUGAAUUGAAGACCCAUCCUUGAGUUAAGUUCCAAGCACCUUUCAAGGGCGGUAAAGUAAAUAUCAUGCUUUUUUUAGUGUAGUUCUUUCUUCCUAAACAGAAGAGUUGAAACGGCUGAAGAAAAAUACCCACCUGCAUUAGUCCGUUUAUAAAUCUGCUAUCACUUCUUUAUAGUCUGGCUUCAAAAAUGUCAUAGACGUCAGGCUUUUGGAAAGAUCUUAAAAGCUGCUAUACAUUUAUCCAAAAAAGCUUACCUUUCUUCAUUUGGGGGGUGAGGGGUGUUGUUUGUGUACUACAGUGUAAAUGAAGGCAUUGUAUUAUGAUGUUGUGAUGAUUUUUCUUGGGAUAAAUUUUCUUCAUACUAGCUACAAUGGGGCUAUAUUUUCGAUUUAUGCUUAGUAGUUGAUACUGUAGGGAGGUUUUAGUUAUUGCUGAGAAGCGCCUACACAGAGCCAAGGUCUUUUCUGUUUCUCACCGUAUCAGCAAGCAGGCUGGGGUUGUGCACAAGAGGUUAGAAAAAGGGCACAGGUGGGCCAGCUGACCCUAGCUGACCAACGGAAUAUCCCACCCCAUGUGAAAAGCUAAUGAAAGAAGGAAAAGCAGGGUGUUUGGGUUGAUGUUGUUUGUCUUCCCAAUUUACCACAAUGCGCGACGGAGCACUGCCUUCCUGGAGAUGGCUGAACAUUUGCCUACUGAUGGGCAGUAGUGAAUGAAUUCCUUAUUUUGCUUUGCUUGCUCACAUGUUUUUUGCUGUAACUAUUAAACUGUCUUUGGCUCAAAUCACAAGUUUGGUCACU
Molecule: messenger RNA, 11941 nt
Organism: Cuculus canorus (common cuckoo)
Lineage: Eukaryota; Metazoa; Chordata; Aves; Cuculiformes; Cuculidae
Gene: PRR16
Product: proline rich 16
Exons: 10
Coding region: 205-1125 (306 amino acids)
Biological process (GO): positive regulation of translation; positive regulation of cell size
Source: RefSeq, a predicted model, not a curated record